UGGUCAUUUCCUUAAAUAUAUAUAAUUAUAUACAUAUGUUUUUAUAUUUAUAAUUUUAUUAUUCUUUGAAUACUUGCAAAAAUGAAUGAAAUUGAAUUUUUAAGUUAUAAUCAUAUUAUUGAUGUUUUCUCAGUAUUGAUUAUAAUUGGAUGUAUUUUUAUUUUCCAUCGUGCUAGAAAAAUUUAUAUGUCUAAGAAGCAAAUGCCUCUUGAAAUCAAAUUUCCCUUAUAUAUUGCUAUCACUCAUUUUUUGUUCGCAAUUUUGGAAAUUGCUCAGACAAUUAUAUACAUCGUAUGUAUUGAAUGUCGCAAGAACGCUUAUAAUAUAAUGUCUCACAUAAUUGGGGUUAUUUUAAUCGUGAAUUUACUUCUUGGUGCAACAAUUGCAAUAGAAGUAUGGAAAAUUUUAAAAAAUAAUUUUGAAGUAAAUUUUAGUUGGGGGAAAAAAGAUUAUAAACUUUGGCUUAUGGCAUUAACUGUUAGUGUUAUAUUCGAAUUCGGAGAUGAGUAUAGUCAACUUUUUGGUAAAGAAUUAUUUUUUAUAAGGUUCGAUUUGGUAAUAAGUUUUGUCUUCUUUCUUGUUACCAUUUAUUGUUUGAUAAGAAUUCAUAUAAGGUUAAAUAAGUUGGAUUCAAAUAUAUAUGAAUCUGAUAUAUAUAAUUCAAAGAAAUUAAAAUUUUAUAUUUUAGUAUUUUGUUUUCAAUGGGCAUUCAUUAUUUUAUAUUACAUUUUACGAAGAAUUACAACAUCAUUCUAUAUAGUAUAUGUUUAUAUCCUAGCAAUUGCAAUUGGAGGACUUUGUAAUGUUAUUGUAUUUAUAAGAAAUGAAGGAAUUUUCUAUAAUUUAGGAUCAAUUACACAAGAAGAAACACCAGAAAUAAAUGAUCCUGAAACUGGUACUAAAAUCCCGUCUACUGAGAUUAAACAAGAAAAUUCUCUUACUGAAAGUGUUUCUGAAUAAAAAAUUGAACAUUUUAUCAUGAUAUUAUAUAAUAUACUGAUAAAAUAUUUUGUAAAUAUAUUGUUAUGGGUAUUAUUAUAAAUAUAAAUUUUAUUUUUUUAUUGCCCAUGAAAUAAAAUAAUU
Molecule: messenger RNA, 1083 nt
Organism: Rhizophagus irregularis DAOM 181602=DAOM 197198
Lineage: Eukaryota; Fungi; Glomeromycota; Glomeromycetes; Glomerales; Glomeraceae
Source: RefSeq, a predicted model, not a curated record